Molecule: messenger RNA, 700 nt
Organism: Macroventuria anomochaeta
Lineage: Eukaryota; Fungi; Ascomycota; Dothideomycetes; Pleosporales; Didymellaceae
Exons: 1
Coding region: 26-658 (210 amino acids)
Source: RefSeq, a predicted model, not a curated record
ACCAUUGCACCCACGCAUCACCACAAUGCCAUCAAACCUCAACUCUUAUCCAUCAAAAAGACACUUGCACAGUCAAAGUGUCUUCGUACUCAGCAUGUGGUAUCCCUACACGCCGACUGCUGGCUCCACCAUGCCGUCGCUGCCGUCAUCGUCAUCGGCGCCAGCAAUUGUCAUGCCGACGAGCCAUUCAUCGAGUUCCGUCAAGUAUCGAGAAGUCGCGUACCAUCUGGACGGUCAGGAUCGAUAUGUCGCGGAGUCGUAUGAAGUUCGGUCCCCUUCACGCCAAUCACCACCGGCACCGCGGGACAUGCAGCACUUGCUGCAGCCAACCGAGUACUCUUUUGCGCCGCAGUCUGUCAUGCGCCCAAGCCUGACUCCCUCCAAGCCAACAUCAAAAAGAUCGAUUAUCAUCGUCCCAUCACGUGAAAGCCUCCAGCAGGACCAACCAGAUACCAAACCUGGGGCUAUCAAAGCCUCGAAGCCAGUAGCGCCUCCGCUGGCACCACGACCACGCCGACUCUCAACGCCGGACUUAUCUGACAUCGAGGACGACCAACCUUUCUGUCACUGCGACUCCAAGAAGAAAUGCGCUAGCGUAUCGUGUCGACGAACGUUGCUUUGUUGCCUUGAUGCUCUGAUUGACUCCACGAUCAAUUAGAUCGAGGGCCUUUUGUGUACUUUGAACUCUGCGUGUUGGUUU